Molecule: messenger RNA, 1581 nt
Organism: Haliotis rufescens (red abalone)
Lineage: Eukaryota; Metazoa; Mollusca; Gastropoda; Lepetellida; Haliotidae
Exons: 4
Coding region: 3-692 (229 amino acids)
Source: RefSeq, a predicted model, not a curated record
UCAUGUCUCAGUUCCUCAGAUGCCGGGGUCAGGUCCGAGACGCGCACCUUGCAGCCUGUGCAUCAAGCGUACAGGGCAACUCAUCAGCAGCCCUCACACCACUCACUAUCGACCUACAUCUACUGGGGCUACCGGAAUCUUCUACACACAUCCUAAAGGGUGCUUUGGGAAGAUUAUGCAAGUCUUUCGACAAGGAUGUUGACAAGAAACUAUCUGAGUGUUUGCGGGAAAAGGUGUUGAAAUGCCUUCCAGCUAAAUGGCACAUGACGAUACUUCCUAGCCAGAAUAUUGCUGAGUACAGGAACUAUCUCUGCAAGAACAGAAAUGUUAUAGAAGCCGGCUGCCGAGGCCAGAGUCAGAGGACAGGAACCUGCCGGGAGGACAUGUCCUCCUUGUACGUCAAGCUCUACAUAUCAUCCUCCACACAAGAAGUGGCCGGGAUUUUAUGCAGUUAUCCUUCUCUGAUGGACAGAUGCGUUCAUUCGCUGUUUCCUAAGUGUUCGACACAAGCAGCCACCAUCAUAUCGGAAUCCACCAAGAAGCUAAGGAAUCCAAAAUGCAGCCAACCUACUUCUAGCAGAGCGAGCAGCGGGGGUACAUCCGCUCUUGGCACCAAGUUGACACUGCUCUUGUGCAUGGCAGUGCUGGCGACGGCAGAACACCUGCAUCCAACAUACAGUUUCGCUUGUUAACUAUCCUACCUGUAUAUUGAAGAAUUGAUGUUGAGCACAUGUAUGCUUUGAUUGAAUUAUUAUUUAUGUCAUGGUUGUUCACACGCAUCCUGGUUUAAGCAGGUGUUUGUUUGUUUGUUUGUUUGUUUGUUUAUUGUUUAACGCCAUACUCAACAAUAGUCCAGUUAUAUGACGGCGGUCUGUAAAUAAUCGAGUCUGGACCAGACAAGCCAAUGAUUGACAUCAUGAACAUCGAUCCGAAUAUAUGAAUCAAGUCUCUUUUAAAAUAAUACUAUCGUUUAUGACAUAUCAUCUCAUGCUAAAAGAAAGAAUAAGUUUAUUCUCUCCAAACCACUGCGGAGGUACAAAGCUAAAGAAUAAGCAUGUACACAUAAAGUAUUAGUAUGUGACACGAUGACAGUAUGUCAUGCAUGGAUAUUUUAUAUCUUUUCUGUUUUGUGUUUUCGUACUGCUUUUAAUAUUUUAUCUAUGAAUCUCGAUAGGUUCUUAAGAGCUCUAGCGCUUUGGCCGAACAAUUACCCCUGAAAUGUAUACGAAUUAGACCUUUUGUUAUGGUGAGUGGUUUAGCAGAGGGGACAUGUAUAAAUUGUUGUUUCGCCUUGCAUGACUUGGAGUUUCCUUUGUGUCGAGCGUUGUUCUGUCGGCUCCGAGCUUUGUGUCGAGCGUUGUUCUGUCGGCUCCGAGCUUUGUGUCGAGCGUUGUUCUGUCGGCUCCGAGCUUUGUGUCGAGCGUUGUUCUGUCGGCUCCGAGCUUUGUGUCGAGCGUUGUUCUGUCGGCUCCGAGCUUUGUGUCGAGCGUUGUUCUGUCGGCUCCGAGCUUUGUGUCGAGAGUUUAUCGCAGUUGUGUAAAUAUUGAAUAAGAGGUUUGGUAAUCAAUAAAUAUUCUUAAC